Molecule: messenger RNA, 546 nt
Organism: Rhagoletis zephyria (snowberry fruit fly)
Lineage: Eukaryota; Metazoa; Arthropoda; Insecta; Diptera; Tephritidae
Source: RefSeq, a predicted model, not a curated record
AUGGAAUUUCGGUUCACCGCUUCGGGCAUUACGGCUGAUAAGCAGAAAACGGCAACAGUGUUAGCAGCUCUCGCCCCAAACGACUUAAGUCAACUGGGCGACGUCAUUGCAGCGCUCCCACAAAACGACAGAUUCGACUACGUUAAGCAAAAAAUAAUCGAGCAUUUUGCCGAUAGCGAACAGCAGUGGCUCAACUGGGUACUCUCGGAGCUACCUCUUGGCGACAAGAAGCCGUCCGAGCUUUUCUUCGAGAUGAGGCGCGUCGCAGGCAAUACUCUUGGCGAUGCUGCUCUCAAAAGCCUCUGGAUUAAGCGUUUACCAGAGUUCGCGCAGCCAGUAGUAGAAGCUUCGUCUGGCUCAGCCGCGGAGUACACGAAGAUAGCCGAUCAGCAGCUCAAUCGCGUUAAGUCAACACCCUCCAGCGACAUUCAUGAACUACGCGCUGUUGUUAUGGAACUUGGCAAAAAAUUCGACAAGCUCACAACUCGCUCACGCUCGCAAAGUCGUAGGCGAACAAACAUACGACAGACAUCGCGACAGCUCUAA